Loa loa (African eye worm) is the source of this 279-nucleotide messenger RNA. RefSeq lists its product as hypothetical. The record is from RefSeq and is a predicted model, not a curated record. The coding region runs from base 1 to 279 and encodes 92 amino acids. The transcript has 2 exons. NCBI's taxonomy places the organism in Eukaryota, Metazoa, Nematoda, Chromadorea, Rhabditida, Onchocercidae.
AUGUCUAUUUCGAUUUCAGGUGCUGAUACAGCUAACAUAGUUAACUUAUUAAAUCGAUUGAUACAAAGUAAAAAUGGUUUUGAACUCGCAAUUGAAUGUCUUUCUUGCUGGCAGGAUUUAAUUGGUGCAAGUUAUUGUUUGGAGCCAAUUUCAAGUGAACUUCAACAAACUGAAAGAGGACAAAUUAUAUGUUUAUGCUUGAAAUUUCUCAAUCGUUUGUUGGAAUAUUCUCCAAAUGCUAUUGCUCGAAUACGUAUUAAUCACGAAUUGAAAGGUUAA